UAUCUUCCUCUUUCAUAUCAAAACCCCUUCAAAGUUGCAAGAUCUUACUCUCUUCAUUAGAGAGAGAGAGAGAGAGAGAGAGGAUAAUACAAGUUUUCAUCUCGGGGAAAGAUGGAUGAAUUAAGUAUUAUACCGUUAUGGAAAGUGAUCGGGGCUGAGAAAAAAGAGAUUCAAGGGCUACUUAAGGCGGUGGUGCAAUCUGUGGGGUGGACUUAUAGUGUCUUCUGGCAACUUUGUCCUCAACGAAGGAAAUUGUUGUGGAGUAGUGGAAACUAUAACGGUGCAAUAAAGACUAGAAAGACAACUCAGCCGGCGGAAGUUACGGCUGAAGAGGCUGCGUCGGAAAGAAGCCAACAGCUCAUGGAGCUUUACGAGACGCUUUUUGCUGGAGAAUCAUCGAUGGAAGCGAGGGCUUGCACAGCACUGUCGCCGGAGGAUUUGACGGAUCCUGAAUGGUUUUAUGUGCUGUGUUUCACUUACUCUUUCGAACCUCCUUCUGGGAUGCCAGGAAAGGCGUAUGCGAGGAGGAAGCACAUAUGGCUAAGUGGUGCAAAUGAGGUUGACAAUAAAAUCUUCUCUAGGGCUAUUUCUGCAAAGAGUGCCAAAAUUCAGACAGUGGUUUGCAUUCCCGUGCUUGAUGGCGUUUUGGAACUAGGCACAACGAACAAGGUCAAAGAGAGUGAAGAGUUUGUUGACCACAUAAAGAGUUUCUUCCACAACUACCCGAAGUCAAACACUAAGCCUACUCUUUCUGAACACUUCAUCAACGAAGAGCGUGAAGAAGACGAAGACGAAGUAGAAGAAGAAGAAAUGACAAUGUCAGAGGAGAUAAGACUUGGUUCUCCUGAUGACGAUGACGUCUCCAAUCAAAAUCUACUCUCUGAUUUCCAUAUAGAAGCAACCAAUAGUUUAGAUACACACAUGGACAUGAUGAAUCUAAUGGAGGAAGGCGGAAAUUAUUCUCAGACAGUAUCAACACUUCUCAUGUCACAACCCACCAGUCUUCUUUCAGAUUCAGUUUCCACAUCUUCUUACGUUCAAUCAUCGUUUAUAUCGUGGAGAGUUGAGAAUGUCAAAGAGCAUCAGCAAUAUCAGCGAGUGGAAAAAGCGGCGUCUUCGUCGUCGCAAUGGAUGCUCAAACACAUAAUCUUGAAAGUUCCUUUCCUCCACGACAACACUAAAAAUAAGAGGCUGCCGCGAGAAGAGCUUAACCAUGUGGUGGCCGAGCGACGCAGAAGAGAGAAGCUAAAUGAGAGAUUCAUAACGUUGAGAUCAUUGGUUCCAUUUGUGACCAAGAUGGAUAAAGUCUCGAUCCUUGGAGACACCAUUGAGUACGUAAACCAUCUUUCUAAGAGGAUCCAUGAGCUGGAAUCUACUCAUCACGAGCCAAACCAAAAGCGGAUGCGUAUCGGUAAGGGAAGAACUUGGGAAGAGGUGGAGGUUUCCAUUAUAGAGAGCGAUGUUUUGUUAGAGAUGAGAUGCGAGUACCGAGAUGGUUUAUUGCUCAACAUUCUUCAGGUACUUAAGGAGCUAGGUAUAGAGACCACUGCGGUUCACACCGCCUUGAACGACCAUCAUUUUGAGGCAGAGAUAAGGGUGAAAGUGAGAGGGAAGAAACCAACCAUUGCUGAGGUUAAAAUAGCCAUCCAUCAAAUCAUAUAUAAUAAUAAACUCUAGUUCCUAGAUUCUAACCUUAAUGAUGCAACUUUAGAGAAUGACAUGUGAUCGCUUAUUUAAUUUUAG
Messenger RNA from Brassica oleracea var. oleracea, 1743 nucleotides. Its product is annotated as transcription factor TT8. NCBI's taxonomy places the organism in Eukaryota, Viridiplantae, Streptophyta, Magnoliopsida, Brassicales, Brassicaceae. Bases 112 to 1677 code for a protein of 521 amino acids. The transcript has 7 exons. The record is from RefSeq and is a predicted model, not a curated record. Gene Ontology annotation, molecular function: protein dimerization activity.